Molecule: messenger RNA, 2570 nt
Organism: Ipomoea triloba (trilobed morning glory)
Lineage: Eukaryota; Viridiplantae; Streptophyta; Magnoliopsida; Solanales; Convolvulaceae
Product: probable serine/threonine-protein kinase WNK10
Exons: 7
Coding region: 523-2430 (635 amino acids)
Biological process (GO): protein phosphorylation; intracellular signal transduction
Cellular component (GO): cytoplasm
Molecular function (GO): protein serine/threonine kinase activity; ATP binding
Source: RefSeq, a predicted model, not a curated record
CCUGACCUGACAGUGAAUACAACUUGGAAUCCAACUCCAAUUCCGAGCUUUUUUUUUUUCCUAUUAAUUUUCCUUUUUUUCGUUUUGGAAUAAAAAGUCGUCUUCUUCUUCCGUCUCCUCCGAUUCUCAACUCUUCGCGACAUUUUCUUCGAUCAAUUGCGGUUAGGGUCUUGUAUUGCAUUCUUCUUUAGUUUCUAGGGUUUCUCUUCGGCGCUCUAAUUUUGAGCCCCUGAUUUCGAUCACUACAUAUGAUGUGAAGAAAUCGAAAACCUAUCGGUGUGUUCGUUGGUUCGUCAGAGUUGUCAAAUUGAUAGAAGAUGGCGAGAAAGGGGAUUGGGAUUUUCAGCUUCCAUUCGCAGAGAGUCAACAUGUUCGGACGCGAAUUCCGAUUCGGGAGGAUUGUAGAUUCAUAUUCUGUGGCCUGCGAAGCGUUUUCUGAAUAUCCGUUUCUCUAAUACGCUCUUUUCUUCCUCUUCUCCUUUCUCUUCUUUUGUUUGAGUGAAUUUUUCGUUUUUAGUCGAUAUGGAUUUGGGGGCGUCGGGGUUUGUUUUUCCUUUGAAAACCAAAGGAAAGUUCGAUGCUGCCGAGGCCGAUGUUGUUGAAGUUUCGUCUAAUAAUCGAUACAGUCGGUAUAAUGAAAUCUUGGGAAGAGGAGCGUUUAAGAUUGUAUAUAAAGGGUUUGAUGAAAUUGAGGGAAUUGAAGUUGCUUGGAACCAAGUCAGUAUAGACGAUGCAUUGCAGUCUCCUGCUAAUCUGGAGAGAUUGUAUUCUGAGGCUCACUUGUUGAGAACAUUGAAGCAUGAGAACAUCAUAAAAUCACUGGACUCUUGGGUGGACGAUCAGAAUAAAACGAUCAACAUGAUCACAGAGUUAUUCACUUCAGGAAGCUUGAGGCAAUAUCGUAAGAAACAUAAGGUUGUUGACAUAAAGGCCAUCAAGAGCUGGGCUAGGCAAAUUCUCAGAGGUUUACACUAUCUCCACAGUCACAAUCCACCUAUUAUUCAUAGGGACCUGAAGUGUGAUAAUAUAUUCAUCAAUGGGAAUCAUGGUGAAGUUAAAAUAGGAGAUCUUGGAUUGGCUACAAUAAUGCAGCAGCCUACUGCACAAAGUGUUAUUGGAACUCCUGAGUUUAUGGCGCCUGAGCUCUAUGAAGAAGAGUACAAUGAACUUGUUGACAUUUAUUCUUUUGGUAUGUGCCUGUUAGAGCUGAUAACAUGUGAAUAUCCCUACAGUGAGUGCAGAAAUCAAGCACAAAUCUUUAAAAAGGUUACUUCGGGCAUAAAACCUGCAGCUUUGGAUAAAGUUAAGGAUCCUGAAGUAAAGCAAUUUAUAGAGAAGUGUUUAGUCCCAGCAUCUAAACGGUUAAGUGCUGCAGAGCUCUUGAAAGAUCCAUUCCUUUCAUGGACAAAUUCAAGUGAACUCCAACCUGAAGUUAUGCAGAACUCAAAUCAUAUGUCAAAGUCCAUAAAUUUGACAAAGUCUGAUUCUCUUUCAAUGGAGAUAGAUCCCGCAUCCAGAAAGUUAUCAAGUGUUGCUUGUAUAGAAAACAGCGUGACUGAAAUUCCUCAAGUCACUGAGUUUCUUAGGUGCAAUGGGAAAAAUGAAUUUAGGUUAAGAGGGGAGAAGUAUGAUGAAAGUUCCAUUUCCUUUAGCCUUCGCAUUACUGACUAUAGUGGUCAAGCAAGGAAUAUUCAUUUCAUGUUUUUCCUUGAUCAUGAUACUACUGUCUCAAUUGCUGGCGAGAUGGUUGAACAACUUGAGUUGCCAAAUGAAGAUGUAGCAUUAAUAGCGGACAUGAUUGAUCGCUUAACAUUGAAACUUGUACCAAGUUGGAAAUCUUCAUGUGGAAGCUUAGGUGCCGGCAAAUGUCCAUAUGACAAUUCAAUUGCUGUUGCAAGUACUUCCAAAAACCAUGGAUCAAAUUGGGUUUUUGGGCAAGGAUCCAUGGAGCAGCAUGUCUUUUCUCAUGCAUCAGGGGGGAAGAACAAUACUGAGGAAGUAGACAAGGAAAAUAUAUCUUCAGAACAUGGAAUGCCAGCCUCUCUAGGCAAGCACAAGAAGCCCCUAGGCGAAGUCUAUGAUGAAACUAAGGGUUUCAAAAAUGGUGGGCUUAGCUACGAGGGAUGCCCUUCUGAAUUUAUGAUGAGCGAGUGCACAGGGAUCUCCUCAGCUGGUUCAUUCACUACCAUGUCCAAUGAUAUGAACAUAUGCAUUUCUUCUCUCUCCGUAGCAGACAAGGAUAAUGAUAAAGAUCAUUAUGUUGAUCUCAAGCAGGAAAUCGAUGCCAUUGAUAUGCAGUAUCAGCAGUGCUGUCGAGAACUUGUGAGGAUGAGGGAGGAGGCAAUUGAGAAUGCUAAAAAGAAAUGGAUUACCAAAAAGAUGUGUCCUUUGACUAUGCAGAUUGCUCCAUGCUACUAUUUGUCUAAUUAGUGCAACUACUUGUGUGUGGAUAUUUUUUCUAUAGAAAUUGCUCUGUUAUUUACACCAAAUUUGAUUCAUAUACUACAUUGUGUAUUUGGACCAAAUCUGAUUCAUAUAUGUGACAAGAAUUGAUUGGAUAUUUGGAAAUC